UCAGUGACUGUGCCUUCUCCAUUCCCCGCGGCACAGGAAGCCCAUGGGGAGGACUGGGUUACCCAGGUGGGGAUGGUCAGCUCACUCGAUGGGAAGCCAAAGGGCCAAGCAGCCGUAAGUGGACAUGCCGAAGCCAUCACAGCCCAGUGCUGGGAAAUGAAGAUCUAGGGAAAUGGUAAAUGCCUUCUUAGCAUUUAGAGUCCCCUGGAUGUCAGCAUGGCGGCCACGAACCUGGAGAACCAGCUGCACAGCGCCCAGAAGAACCUCCUGUUCCUGCAGCGGGAGCACGCCAGCACGCUCAAGGGGCUGCACGCGGAGAUCCGGCGGCUGCAGCAGCACUGCACAGAUUUAACAUAUGAGCUGACACUCAAAAGCUCCGAACAGACAGGAGACGGCGCGCCCAGGAGCGGCGACCUGAAGCAGCGGUGCGGAGACCUGGAAGCCCAGCUGCAGGCCCGCGAGCGCGAGCACGGCGAGCUGCGGCAGGAGCUGGAGCAGAAGAACGCCAUGAUCGCCGUGCUGGAGAACACCAUCAAGGAGCGCGAGCGCAAGUACCUGGAGGAGCUGAAGGCCAAGAGCCACCGGCUGAACCUGCUGUCGGGCGAGCUGGAGCAGCGCGCCGCCACCGUCGCCUACCUGACGUCGCAGCUGCACGCCGCCAGGAAGAAGCUGCUCAGCUCCAGCGGGGCCUCGCCGGGCCCCCCGGGCCUGGCCCCCUACAAGCCCGCGCCCCCCAAGGACAAGCUGCCCGAGACGCCCCGCCGCCGCAUGAAAAAGAGCCUCUCGGCCCCGCUGCACCCGGAGCUCGAGGAGGUCUACCGCUUCGGGACCGAGGGCCGGAAGCUCCUUCUGCGCGAGCCCGUGGAUGCCAUGCCUGACCCCACCCCGUUUCUGCUGGCCCGGGAGUCGGCCGACGUGCACCUCAUCAAGGAGCGGCCCCUGGUCAUCCCCCCGAUCGCCUCGGACCGCAGCAGCGCCGAGCACCCCAGCCCGGGCCGCGAGAAGCCGCACAAGGCCCACGUCGGGGUGGCGCAUCGCCUCCACCACGCGAGAGCUCCAGAGGGCCAGUGCUGGGUGUCACCCCGGGACGGGGUGCUCUACGACCCCACCCGGCUGCCUUUGGAGCAGGCUGCCCAAACAGACCGCAGACACCCUGGAGACCGCAGCAGGUUCUCGCCUGGCCCAGGCCCCCGCUCUCCGCUCCCAGGAGUCCCCUCUGCCGAGGACAAGGACAGCAGCCCCUCUCCAGAGGCUCUCCAGCGUUUACUUUUUUGA
Messenger RNA from Tupaia belangeri chinensis (Chinese tree shrew), 1275 nucleotides. It is a transcript of the gene CCDC92, whose product is annotated as coiled-coil domain containing 92. The record is from RefSeq and is a predicted model, not a curated record. Gene Ontology annotation, cellular component: centriole. Lineage: Eukaryota; Metazoa; Chordata; Mammalia; Scandentia; Tupaiidae.